Messenger RNA from Liolophura sinensis, 1628 nucleotides. RefSeq names its product glutathione S-transferase Mu 1-like. The record is from RefSeq and is a predicted model, not a curated record. Lineage: Eukaryota; Metazoa; Mollusca; Polyplacophora; Chitonida; Chitonidae. Gene Ontology annotation, molecular function: glutathione transferase activity. The transcript has 7 exons. Bases 174 to 863 code for a protein of 229 amino acids. Gene Ontology annotation, biological process: glutathione metabolic process.
GGCUAAGAUAGUUCAUACAUGCAGUACUUAAAUAGACCUGCAUUUCCUCGAAGUGUUUUUGUAGUUGUAGAGCUAUAUAGCUGCACAGGAGGUAUAGAGCAUAUAGCGUAGACAGCCGAUUCACGGUGUUAAAAUCACCAACUGGAUAGGCCUACAUUACCGAAAUCUGAAAAAUGGUCAAGUUCGGAUAUUGGUCAAUACGUGGGUACGCCCAGCCUAUACGGUACCUAAUGAAGUACGCAGGACAGCCAUUUGAAGAGAAGCUUUACCACCAGAAGGGACCACCCGAUUUUGACAAGUCUGAGUGGAGAAACGUUAAGGACAAACUGAAUUUGGACUUUCCCAAUCUGCCGUAUUACCUUGACGAGAAGGAAGGUGUCAGACUGUCUCAGAGCAAGGCAAUUCUCCUCUAUCUGGCCAGGAAACACAAAUUAGUCGCCACGAAAGAAGAGGACAUCCAGAGACAAGAUGUUGUGUUCUUUGAAUCCAUCGAUUUACAUAACAGCUUCUUUUUCCUGACCUAUCAGCCAAGCUUUUUGGAGAUGCGUGAAGACUAUGUUGCGAAAGAUUUGCCACUAAAGCUGAAAUUGUUCGAGGACUUUUUAGGAGACCGGAAAUUCUUCGUCGGGGAUAAGGUAAAUUUCGCUGAUUUCAACGUGUAUGAGGCCAUUUACGUCCACACAGUGCUCGCCCCUGACUGCCUGAAGGACUUCCCCAAACUAAGGGCUUUCAUGAAGCGAUUCGAAGAAUUGAAGGGUGUGAAAGAAUACAUCAAGUCGAAGGAACAUUUGAAAGAACCUAUCUGUUCAAGAGCUUCCUACUUCUCAAACGGAAACGAUGAGGAACCCGAAGAAAAAAAGUAGUGUUGUGAAAGAACCUAAGUUGGUUCACUAAGUAUGUUCAUUUAAAUGUAAAUGUGUGAUGACUGUAAAUUGGAUACGUUGUGAAGCUUCGACAUUUAAAAGAAACAUUUGGGACAACAUGCGUUCUUUUCUACUGCUGUACAAGUAGCUAACUCACAGGUUCCGUUUAAAGUAACAUUGUCGUCCAUUUUGUACCACUAAAGUAGGUGAUUUAGAAACGUAAUUAAACAUGAAUAAGAACCUUAAUGUAUUCUAUUCGUUGUGUAUUGAAAGAAUAAUAGAAGGGAAGGAAAUCAGAAUGUAGGUCUCGAGUGUUUUUUAAAAAAAAUUCAAAUCACUGAAAAGCAAGCUGCAAUGUCUUGCUUAUAUUGUAAUAGCGACUAUUGACCUUGAUGUUUAUUUCUGUAUUGUACAAAUUAGCACAAUGCUAGAUAUUGUAUUUCGUUAUGUAUUGUAGAUAAAGUCCACUCCAAACCUUCUUAAAGCCCCGCAGGACUUUUAAAACGAGAUAUUAAGAUUCGGGUGUACAAUAUACAUGCACACAGUUGUAUAUGUACUUCUUGUUCCAUCUGAUUUGAACACGUCACUUCCUUUCUUGCCAUUUAUCCAGAACUUCCUUCUUUCUAAUUUUGAAGAUGUACAUGUCAAUCUGUCAGUCUUACAAAAGCAGUUUACUGGCAAUUUGUAAGCUUUGUAAAUUUGUAAGCUAUGUAAACUUUCUGUCUUCCGAAUAAAGGAAAUCAAAUGUGAGAGCUUUUUCUGUGU